AUGGAUUCACCAUUUGCCUGGCCCUCCAAUCAGAUUGGGCUCGCAGUGACGUCCACAGAAACGGCCGAUACUUUGACGAAGUCACAUGCGUCUCUCGUCGGCGCACCUGCCAAUGUCUUAGGCGCGGCUCACAAUCGGUUCGUGGUUGUAUCGACGCUGCUUUCGCUGAUUGAUCGGGUGCGUGGUGAGCCGACAACCCACAGUCUUGACCGGCAUCCCCACGACGAUUCUUGGAAGCAUGAGCAGCUUCAGAAGAAAUUUCUCGAUUCUUUUGCUUUGAUCUCAUCGACUUCGAGAGUUGGGCGCGAGACUGCAGCAGCUGUAUGCUUGGAGCAGGGCCAUCCAAGCGGGACGGUCUUGCGACUUGCCCGAAAUCUUGGUGUUCCUAGUAGCUUGAUCAUACACCUGCAGGAAAUUCUAGACGAUCUGACUGCUGUUGCCCUGAAAGAGAGGAGAUCAAAAGACGUCGAGACUAAGAUACUGCUCAAAGUCAUCAACCUCACCCAAGACAAAAUCUGGUCGCUUCUAGAGCAGCUCAGUGAUGAAGACGUUCGGGCAGCUGUCGAACGAUCCAUUAGCGAGAUGGAUGAGGAUGAUCUUGAAUCGGGCGACGCCGAGGAAAUAGGCUUCAGACAAUGGGUCCUCAAGCUGCGUCUACUGACAACUCUCGACCCUAAAUCGGAUCCUUCUCAACUCAUUAUGCACAUCAAGUGGGCAUCAAAGGCCAGAUGGACCUACUCAGAACAGCUUGAGUCCUUUUUUGGAACAGAAAAAGAAGAGUUGCCCGAAUGGCUCCAGCAUAUAUACAAAUUAGGACGGUACUACGUGGCAACGAAGGCGAUGCUCAAACUAGCCUCGAAACAGCCAGAUGUGUUUACAUCCAUUCAUGUGGAGCCUGUCGAAGCUCCCGAACAAGUCAAAUUCACGCUGGGAAACCAGCGAGAUCCUCUCCUGACGGUGUUGAAAAAGAUUACGACCGCUGACCCAGUGGAACUCAGGGAUAAAUUGGGUCAAACUUGGUUCACAGCUGAUCCCGAGAAAAAGCUACGACAGGCCUGUCAUAUGACUCUAACCGUACAUGCCGAAAUGCAGCUUCUCAGCUUUUACGAUCACCACCCCCACCUUACGCCACGACUGCUAUUCAUGGGCACAAGCAAGAAAGCAUGCUACUUAUGUCACGAGUUCAUAUCUCGCCAUCCGCUCACGAUCGGCGUAUCGGCAAGCCAUCAGAAACUCUACCCGACGUGGCUUCCUGCCCCAUGCUCCUCGGCUGUGCGAAAGAAGCAUAAGGCACUUCUUUGGGAGUUCAGUAGACAUCUUGAGCAAACAACUGCCCGCGACCUCGAAACCAGACUAGGAAUCCGGAGGCCGAUAUCCAAGGAUUCAACUGCCGGUCCUUCACUCACAACUAGUUGGACGGAUUCUAUUGGCUCUUGGACCCAAGAGUUGUCUCUACGAGGUCCUCGGCGAUUCAGUGUAGACACAGCAGAAGUUUCAGAGAGGUGUAGCACAGAUUGA
Messenger RNA from Colletotrichum gloeosporioides, 1518 nucleotides. RefSeq lists its product as uncharacterized. Lineage: Eukaryota; Fungi; Ascomycota; Sordariomycetes; Glomerellales; Glomerellaceae. The record is from RefSeq and is a predicted model, not a curated record. Bases 1 to 1518 code for a protein of 505 amino acids. The transcript is spliced from 2 exons.